Molecule: messenger RNA, 1147 nt
Organism: Solanum stenotomum
Lineage: Eukaryota; Viridiplantae; Streptophyta; Magnoliopsida; Solanales; Solanaceae
Exons: 2
Coding region: 62-436 (124 amino acids)
Source: RefSeq, a predicted model, not a curated record
GAUUUAGGGUUUCACGUACAACUUUGUCAGUUGAUUUAGGGUUUGACGUACAACUUUGUCGAUGCCGAGUGAUUGUGGAAGGAGUGAAAAAGAAUCGCCACCGGAGAAGAAAUUGAAACUGGAGGCAGAGGGUGAUGGAUCUGCUUUGAAGGUUGAUGAUGGAGAUCAAAACGGGAAUGAAGAAUCUUCCAGCGAUGAUUCCGAUUCCGGCUAUGAUUCCGAUGAUUGGACUACUUGGCCAAAUAAGGACGCCUUUAUCAAGUACUUUCAACAAGUAAACGAGAGCGAUGGUUUUGACUUUGAUGAAUACCCUGGGUCGUCCAUGUAUACUCCCAUCCGCCCCUUUCUAAAAUCUGAUGGAUUACCUAAGUUUGCUGAUGAAAUCAAGGGUUAUGCUUCAAUGGCGAUCAAGUAUUACUUUGGCGAUGAUGUAUGAUCUAUAUCUUGUUAUUUGACAAUUCAUGUUGGCAUAUCUAGGAUUUUAAGGUUGUGAGUGAAAGUUUGAAAGGAUUUUUCACUAUUUUUCUUAUAUGUCUAGUCUAUUUAUUGUUCACGUGAGAUUUCUCGUAGGAUUGGCAGAUCUAGGAUUUUAAGGUUGUGGGUGAAAGUUUGAAAAGAUUUUUCACUAUUUUUCUUAUAUGUCUAGUCUAUUUAUUGUUCACAUGAGAUUUCUCUUAGGAUUGACAGAUCUAGGAUUUUAAAGUUGUGGGUGAAAGUUUGAAAGGAUUUUUCACUAUUUUUCUUAUAUGUCUAGUCUAUUUCCUGUUCACAUGAGGUUUCUCUUAGGAUUGACAGAGCUAAGAUUUUAAGGUUGUGGGUGUUAUGAAAGUGACGAAGUCAAAAAUAUAAAAAAGACAUGUUAACAAUGAGAUUCGAACUCAAACUUAGCAACACUAAAAGAGCCUUAAACACCCACCCAAGAGCCAAUGGACCAAUCAAAUUAUUUGUUCAUUGGGUGCUCUAUGUUAAUUUUAUACAAAUACCUCUUAAUUUCUACAUAAAUAUAUAUAUUUCGAAACGAGGUUAAUGGGUGCUUGAGCGCCCGGCAGACUCCAUGUGGGUCCGCCCCUGGAAAGAAUAUAUAGUGUUUUUUUACUAUCUGUAGCAAUGAAGUAUUGACUAUUGUCCAUCUAAGAGGAAAACUUAA